AGUUCAACGAGUUUCUCUGCAGCACGACAUUUGGGUUUUGAAGAACAGAGCAUAAGGUCAUCACUUUGUACAAUGUCUACCAUCAUUCAAAAGGUAAAAAUGGAUUUUUUUAGGGAAUUGAGAGAGCUACGGGGUAACCAGGGUAGGGAGGAAGAAGAGGGGGUGAUUGCCGCGGAACCUAUUGCGAUCAUAGUACCACCGGAGCUGCAGGAUUUGCCGGAGACAAUAACGUCAGAGAGCAACGCCAGUUCAAGCACCGGAGAUAAUGGCGACGGCCACCACGCUUCACCGUCCAGCAGCUCGUCUUUUGGGGGUCCGUCAAAUCAUGAGGAAGAGCCGGAGAACGUAGGUGGUAACGAACAGGAUCUGCCCGCGGCUGGGGAAUGGGAGGAUAGGGUACUCCCGGGCAAACUGAGUAACAUACGCAAAGCUCCAAAGGAUCUGCCAGCCAGGUUUAGAUUCAGGGCGGUGCUUCAUCACGAAGUAGCGGACAGCGCGCCCUCAAUAAGUGGGUACAAGAGGCUGGAGGAGAUGAUAAGGGAGUACCACAUCCCCAGGACUAUAUUGGUGCGAACUGGCGGGCAGAACGAGAGGGCUUGCUCGGUAUCGCAGACGGGCUGGAUACCCGUGUAUGCAGAUCAUUUUGAUGCCGGUCUGCGAUUUCCCCUGCCCGGGCUGGUAUUCGACCUGCUGGCAGACUACGAGCUGGCUUUGACGCAGCUGACACCCAACAGCAUAAGGUUCAUCGUGGGCUUUAUGCUGUUGUGUGCGAGACUGGAGGUACCAGCCAAGGCGAUAGUGUUUAGGUCGCUGUUCCAAUGCCGGCUAUGUCCAAACUCAAGAGGAGCGAAGUGGUACUACCUCUCUGGGAGGGAUAAGAGCCAGCUCUUCAAAAAUGUGAGGAAUAAAGUGGCGCGGUGGAAAAGGCAGUUCAUUUUCGUUCGCGACACGCGAACAGAAAGGGUAAGCAACGACCUCGCUGCCCGGCUGUCGGAAUGGCGUACGCCAAAUGCGCAUGUGAAUUAUCCCCAGCUGUUGCCACGGGACACGGAUCUCAAGAACCGGCUGUUAGAGCAUGCGAGAUGUGAAAACUUAGUAGAUCUUGAGGUCCUGGUUACCCCGGAGCUGCUCGCCGUGUUCGGGUUUGUCGACGUGGCAAAUCUGUUCACAAAAGGAGAGAUGAGCAGCAUCUUGGAACACCAACGACAGCGAGCCCAAGGCUCACGAGGUCGCGCUUCGGGCAACGCGCAACCCAGGCCACGAGCAGAUCACAGAGCUGAGGCUACGGCCCCGGGUGCACGCAGACGUGCACGCGAGGAGACAGAGAGCGAGGAGGAUGAGGUCCCCCUUGCUCGGCGCAGAACAAGCGGGGGGACUCAGCCCGCACAGGCGGCCCGUCCUGCAACCGUGUGUUCACCGAACGCACCGUCAGUGACUGUGCGGGCAGCAGUGGAGCCCGCCUCUGCAUCGGCCUCGAUGUCCGGCCCCAGGAUUGCUUAUCCUGAGGGCUUCAGCUAUGUUCGGGCAGAGUGCCAGCCUGCCAUGGUGCAAGGCAUGCACAGCUUUGUGCCCCCCGCAGAUAGUAAGCGGGCCAAAGCCUUUGUGCAACAGCAUGGCGGCCAGGUCGCCAUGAUAAAACUGAUGGAUGCGUUCAGCUACUCAGUAGCGCUGUACGAGAGCGAGCAAGCGGCUCAUACAGAGAACACCGAGCUCGGUUCAAAGUGCAAACAGCUGGCCGCGGAGAAGGCUAGCCUUGUGGACGAUGUGAAUCGUCUGCAAGGCUCUGAAAUGGCGAACCGAGCUGCGGCUGCAGAGAGCCGGGCGGACGAGCUUGCCAAUAGGAUCAAUGAGCUCAAGGAGGAGCUAGAGCGAGGUCGUGCCGAGAAAGAAAGCGGGAUUCAAGCCGCAAAGGAUGAGGCCGCUCGGGCUGAAGAGCGGGCUAAGAGGGCUGAGGACGAGAGAGAUCGUGCUCAGACCGUGCUGGGUUCCCUACGGUUUCAGGUCGCUGAGGCUGACAAGAACCUCAACGCUACCAAAGAGGCGCUGAACGCAUUGAAGGCAUCUCAUGCGCGCUCCGUCGGUAUUGCCCGAGCUCAAGGGGCAGAAUGGCUGGUUGGCUCGUCAACAUUCCAAGACGCAGUGGCGGUGGCGUCUGCUAACAUGACCACGGAGAUCUACAACGAGAUUCAUGGGAAGGUGCUGCACCACCACCCAGAUUUUCCAAUCCGCGAGCUGGUCUUCUUUGACGAGGAGGAGCUUGACGAGCAGGGUAAGAGCCUUGCUCCCCUCGCUGACACAACUGUGAGGCUGAGAUGGGAUUUAAACGAGGAGAGCAUGCCCAUCUGGCCACCGUCCGUGCUGGAGGACGGGGAGGAUCCAGCAGGACUGCCCUUAUUUGAUGCAUGGGUAGAAGGUGCUCCUGUAGCUGAGCAGGAGCCUUCAAGCACCCCGCCCAACUCUCAGCCUGCUGUGGUGCCAGCCUGCUCACCUGUCAGCGCGCCAGCCUCUGAGCCCGCAGCCCGGUCUCCUCCAGCUCGCUCUCCUGCAGCUGCUGCUGACGUAUCCAUGCCCGUCGAUCUGAAGGAUGACUAGAUUUAGGGUUUUUAUUCUUUUGAUUUUUUGUACUUUGCUUUUACAUUUUUGUAUUUGAUCAAUGGAUUCAUAUCAUGUGUACCUUCAAUGUAAACAUCUUUGAUGAAAUACAAAAAUGAGUUUUCC
Molecule: messenger RNA, 2718 nt
Organism: Rubroshorea leprosula
Lineage: Eukaryota; Viridiplantae; Streptophyta; Magnoliopsida; Malvales; Dipterocarpaceae
Source: the annotation of a GenBank genome assembly